Botrytis deweyae is the source of this 817-nucleotide messenger RNA. RefSeq lists its product as uncharacterized. The transcript is spliced from 2 exons. The coding region runs from base 149 to 442 and encodes 97 amino acids. The record is from RefSeq and is a predicted model, not a curated record. NCBI's taxonomy places the organism in Eukaryota, Fungi, Ascomycota, Leotiomycetes, Helotiales, Sclerotiniaceae.
CGUUAUUCGUAGAUAUUAAGUUUAAAAUUCAACAACGAAAAUUCACACCUCUUCUUCAUAUACAAUUUGACAUUCAAUCUCCUCAAAGCGUCACUUUCCACAUAGAAUUCUAUACAUCACACAUAUAAAUUCUAUACAUCACGCAACCAUGGAUUCUCUUAACAAUGCAUUCGCCUCCUCGGACCCCAAAGCUGCUGUUAUGAAUCAAGUUCGUCAGGAAGCUGCUAUGACCAAUGCUAGACAAUUGAUCGAGAAAGUAAACGAACACUGCUUCGAGAAAUGCGUCCCCAAACCCGGUACCUCUCUCAGCAGCGGCGAAACUACCUGCUUCACCCAAUGCAUGGAAAAAUACAUGCAAGCGUGGAACACAGUGAGCAAGCAAUAUAUUGCGAGAUUGCAACGAGAGUCGACUAGCGGAGGGGCGACGGGGGGUAUGUUUUAGAUUUUGAUUUGGGCUGGGAUUUUAGAAGAGGGGUAGAGGAAGACCGAGGGAGGGUAGAGAAGAAAAAAGAUAUCACGGGAAGGAGUGAUAUUAUUGAGUAGGAGGGGUUAUGUGAUGAUGAAGUGAUGAGGUGCUAGAGCAUGCUAGAGCGAGAUAUCAGAACAAUGAGCCGUGAUUUGGUAUGGAAGGCUAUUAUGAUGGAGUGUAUUAUACUCUUGUACACUAUGAAUGGGUCACCACGUCUCUGGAAAUGGAGGGCAUAAAAUGCAAGGAAUUGGAAACAACACCACUAUAAAUGAAAUGGAGAUAUCUAUGGCGAUAAGAUGUAAUUUGCUCUGGUUUCGAUUCGGGUAUUAUAUAUUAUGUUUCUAUUGA